Molecule: messenger RNA, 1169 nt
Organism: Acanthoscelides obtectus
Lineage: Eukaryota; Metazoa; Arthropoda; Insecta; Coleoptera; Chrysomelidae
Source: the annotation of a GenBank genome assembly
GCUGACUUUUAUGUUUUUGUAAUCCGAUUUGCUCUGUAUCAGCUGAUGAUUAAUAAUUUUGUGUUGUACUGAUAAUUUGUGAUUCAUACGCAAAAUAAAAUAGCAAACAUUAACAUUUUUGUUUGUAAUCCAACGCUGCUCUGCUAACGUGCGAAGACUGGAUGUAAAUUUUUUACAGGGUAACAUAAACUACUUUCACCCCUCAGAGAUGCCUAUCCUGUAUAGUGUUGUCAGCAGAGGCAGCACUAUUUUGGCAAAGUAUGCAACUUGUGCAGGGAAUUUUACAGAAGUUACCGAGCAGAUAAUAUCGAAAAUACCACCGCACAAUGACAAACUUACAUAUUCACAUGGCAAUUACUUGUUUCACUAUGUGUCAGAAAAUGGGAUCAUCUAUAUGUGUAUCACAGAUGAUGAAUUUGAGCGCAGCAGAGCUUUUCUAUUUCUCAAUGAAAUCAAAAGAAGAUUCCAGGCCUCCUAUGGAGCCAGCGUCGACACAGCCAUUGCAUACGCGAUGAAUUCUGAAUUUGCUAAAGUUCUGGCCAAUGAAAUGAAACAUUACUCCGAGUCACACGAUGUUGACACCAUUUCGAAAGUACAUAGUGAGUUGGAUGAAUUGAAAAAUAUCAUGGUAAAAAAUAUUGAUAAUGUGGCAAUGAGAGGUGAAAGAUUAGAACUAUUAGUGAAUAAAGCAGAAAAUUUAAAUUCUGGGUCUGUAACUUUCCGAACAACGAGUAGAAACUUAGCCCGCUCCCUAUUCUGGAAAAACGUGAAGCUGUAUGUGAUUAUUGGCAUUGUCGUAACUGUGAUUGUCUAUUUUAUCAUUUCCAUGGCUUGUGGGGGACUACUUUGGAAAGGCUGCAUAGCCAAAUGAACGAAUAGUAUAUUGUUCUGUUAUCAUAUUCUUAUUACUGUUAAACUUUACACUGUAGCCCAGGAUCGCAUCGUUGAAAUAUCGAAUUUUUGUGUCCAGGCAUAUAUGAAUAUGAUUUGAUCUUAAUAUAGAAAACAAUACCUGAAAUGUGACCAGCGAAGUACUCGAUGCAUGAGGAAAAUUACGGUGUUUUAGGUUUUAGGCUAAUUCAUACUUAUUUCUAUUGUGGAUUAAAGUGUAUUCCAUUAUUGUAUUACAUAUUUUAUUUGUUCAAUAUAGACUGUUUUUACACUGUGUU